CAGUCGCUCGUUCGGCAGCGGCGGGUCAAGAUGGCGGCGCGGACUAUGCAAGCAGCAAGAUGUCCUACGGACGAACUCUCAUUAAGCAACUGUGCCGUGGUCAACGAGAAGGACUUCCAAUCUGGCCUGCAUGUUGCCGUGAGGACAUCCGCAAACCACAAAUACGUUUUCACACUACGGAGCCACCAGUCAGUCGUUCCUGGCACCAUUGCUUUCAGUUUGCCUCAGAGAAAAUGGGCUGGACUCUCCAUUGGGCAAGACAUAGAUGUUUUCCUGUAUAACUUUGAUAAGACCAAGCAGUGCAUUGGUACUAUGACCAUUGAGAUAGACUUCCUUCAGAAGAAGAGCGUUGACUCCAACCCUUAUGAUUCGGACAAAAUGGCGGCAGAGUUCAUCCAGCAGUUCAACAACCAGUCAUUCACAGUUGGGCAGCAGCUUGUGUUUAGCUUUAAUGACAAGCUUUUUGGCCUCUUUGUCAAGGACAUUGAAGCCAUGGACCCCACCAUCCUCAAAGAAGAGCCUGCCUCAGGCAAGAAGCAGAAGAUUGAUGUUGGUCUUGUGGUUGGGAACAGUCAAGUGGCGUUUGAAAAGGCAGAGAGCUCUUCUCUCACUCUCAUUGGCAAAUCCAAAACCAGAGAAAACCGCCAGUCGAUCAUCAACCCUGACUGGAACUUUGAGAAGAUGGGCAUUGGGGGCCUCGACAAGGAAUUCUCUGACAUCUUCCGGCGGGCGUUUGCCUCCCGAGUGUUUCCACCAGAGAUUGUGGAGCAAAUGGGCUGUAAGCACGUGAAGGGCAUCCUCCUAUAUGGGCCCCCUGGCUGUGGGAAGACCCUUAUGGCCAGACAGAUCGGCAAGAUGCUGAACACCAGAGAGCCCAAAGUCGUGAAUGGUCCUGAAAUCCUAAACAAAUACGUUGGCGAGUCGGAGGCCAACAUUCGAAAGCUCUUCGCAGAUGCAGAAGAGGAACAAAGGAGGCUUGGCGCAAACAGUGGCGUCCACAUUAUAAUUUUUGAUGAGAUCGAUGCCAUCUGCAAGCAGCGAGGGAGCAUGGCCGGGAGCACCGGCGUCCACGACACUGUUGUCAACCAGCUGCUUUCGAAAAUUGAUGGGGUCGAGCAGUUGAACAACAUCUUGGUCAUUGGUAUGACCAACAGGCCGGACCUGAUAGAUGAGGCUCUUCUGCGACCUGGACGCCUGGAGGUGAAAAUGGAGAUAGGUUUGCCAGAUGAAAAGGGUCGAAUGCAGAUUCUGAACAUCCACACGUCCAGGAUGCGCACCCACCAGCUGCUAGCGACUGAUGUGGAUAUUGCGGAGCUGGCUGUGGAGACCAAGAACUUCAGUGGCGCCGAGCUAGAGGGCCUGGUUCGUGCGGCACAGUCCACCGCUAUGAACCGACACAUCAAGGCCAGUACCAAAGUGGAAGUGGAUAUGGAGAAAGCAGAAUCCCUGCAGGUGACAAAGGAUGACUUCUUUGCUUCCCUGGAUAAUGACAUCAAGCCGGCAUUUGGGACCAAUCAAGAGGAUUAUGCCAGCUACAUCAUGAACGGCAUCAUCAACUGGGGGGACCCCGUCACCCGGGUCCUGGACGAUGGGGAGCUUCUUGUGCAGCAGGCCAAGAACAGUGACCGGACCCCCUUGGUCAGCGUCCUCUUGGAAGGUCCCCCACACAGUGGAAAGACAGCCCUGGCUGCAAAAAUUGCAGAAGGAUCCAAUUUCCCCUUUAUCAAGAUCUGCUCUCCCGAUAAGAUGAUCGGCUUUUCAGAAACUGCCAAGUGCCAGGCCAUGAAGAAGAUCUUUGACGAUGCUUACAAGUCUCAGCUCAGCUGCGUGGUGGUGGAUGACAUCGAAAGACUCUUAGAUUACGUUCCAAUAGGGCCACGAUUCUCCAACUUGGUGUUACAAGCUCUGCUGGUGUUGCUGAAGAAGGCGCCACCUCAUGGUCGCAAGCUCCUCAUCAUCGGGACCACCAGCCGCAAGGAUGUCCUGCAAGAGAUGGAGAUGCUGGAUGCCUUCAGCACGAUGAUCCACGUCCCCAACAUUGCCACGGGAGAUCACCUGAUAGAAGCUCUGGAGCUCCUGGGCAGCUUCAAGGACAAGGAGCGCAGCGCCAUCGCCCAGAGUGUCAAAGGGAGGAAAGUGUGGAUCGGGAUCAAGAAGCUGCUGAUGUUGAUCGAGAUGUCGUUACAGAUGGAACCUGAGUACCGUGUGAGAAAAUUCCUGGCACUUCUGAGAGAAGAAGGAGCGUAA
This is a messenger RNA of Euleptes europaea (tarantolino), 2247 nucleotides long. RefSeq names its product N-ethylmaleimide sensitive factor, vesicle fusing ATPase (gene NSF). NCBI's taxonomy places the organism in Eukaryota, Metazoa, Chordata, Lepidosauria, Squamata, Sphaerodactylidae. The coding region runs from base 31 to 2247 and encodes 738 amino acids. Gene Ontology annotation, cellular component: Golgi stack. Gene Ontology annotation, biological process: Golgi to plasma membrane protein transport; SNARE complex disassembly; intra-Golgi vesicle-mediated transport. The record is from RefSeq and is a predicted model, not a curated record. Gene Ontology annotation, molecular function: ATP binding; ATP hydrolysis activity. The transcript is spliced from 20 exons.